AUGCUGUCACUGUCACGAGGGUGUUUGCUGCCUGUAAGCUGCAGCCAGGUCGCAAGGAGCCAAGCUGUCCGUUGCGUCACGACGAUCUCAAUUGACCCGACCUCAUCGACGAGAAGGUCCCAUUCCCUCCCUCUUGAGGGUAUUCGGGUCGUGGAGUGCGGCCACCUCAUUGCUGGACCUUUUGCAGGGACGAUCUUGAGCUACUUUGGAGCGGAUGUGAUCAAGGUCGAACCUCCUACGGGAGACCAAGUGCGGGACUACCGCGAGUUGGACGCGACCAAGACUUCGUUGUGGUGGUACUCCCUUGGCCGCAACAAGCGGUCGGUGGCAAUCGACAUGAAGAAAGACAAGGGACGGAAGCUCGUUCAAGAGCUCAUUGAGCAGAGCGAUGUCUUGAUUGAGAACUUUCUUCCGGGUCGCAUGGAAAAGUGGGGACUCGGGCCAGAACAAUUUGAAACGACAAACCCGAAACUCGUGUACACGCGAGUGUCCGGGUUCGGACAAGAUGGACCUUAUUCGGGGAGACCAGGAUUUGCGUCGGUGUGUGAAGCUAUGGGAGGAUUUCGGUACGUCAAUGGCUUUGCAGACCGUCCACCAGCUCGUCCUAACCUCAGUAUCGGAGAUACUAUUGCUGGCAUCCAUGCGGCACUUGGAACUGCAAUUGCUCUGCUUGGACGGGAGCGAGGGGCUGCUGCUGGGGGAAGCACCAACGGGCAGGUUGUGGAUGUGGCUAUCUAUGAAUCAAUGUUCAAUCUCAUGGAAGCAGUGGUGCCUGAGUAUGAUUAUUCAGGACUAAUUCGCGAGUGCUCAGGGUCUACAAUCACAGGUAUUGUACCUUCGAACACAUACGUGACCAAAGACAAAAAGAACGUCGUUCUUGCUGCGAAUACCGACUCGCUCUUUGUUAAGCUCAUGAAUGCCAUCGGCCGAGAGGACAUGGCAGUAGACCGUAAGUACCGGACGAAUGCCGACCGCGUCGUGCACCAAGAAGCGAUCGAUGCCGCGGUAGUGACGUGGGCAGCCACCCAGGAUCUGGAUACUGUGGUUGCAGUGAUGGAGAAAGCCACGGUGCCGGUAGGUCUUGUAUAUUCUGUUGAAGACAUGCUCAAGGACCCACACUACCAGCACCGUGGGAUGUUUGAGGAGGUGGAAAUUCCGGAUGGAGAUAACACGCAAACGCUCAAAGUGCCUGCGAUCAUGCCCAAGUUGACGGCGACGCCAGGUGCAACGCGAUUUGCCGGGCGCAAACUGGGGCAAGAUACACGUCAAGUGCUGAACGAUGUUCUCGGGCGAUCGAAUGAGAACAUCGAGGAGCUCCUGGGGGAGAAGGUGAUUUUUGAGCCGAAGUAG
Molecule: messenger RNA, 1350 nt
Organism: Peronospora matthiolae
Lineage: Eukaryota; Oomycota; Peronosporomycetes; Peronosporales; Peronosporaceae
Source: the annotation of a GenBank genome assembly